Messenger RNA from Plodia interpunctella (Indianmeal moth), 2362 nucleotides. RefSeq lists its product as uncharacterized. Gene Ontology annotation, cellular component: cytoplasm. Bases 339 to 1421 code for a protein of 360 amino acids. The record is from RefSeq and is a predicted model, not a curated record. Gene Ontology annotation, biological process: protein transport. The transcript has a single exon. NCBI's taxonomy places the organism in Eukaryota, Metazoa, Arthropoda, Insecta, Lepidoptera, Pyralidae.
UGUUGUGACAUUUCGAAAGCUUUUAGUUGUUGUUAAUUUUCUUUUAAAAUAAUUUAUUUCUACUUAAUUCAAAAUAAAAGUGCAAAAGAAAAUGAAGGUGCAGAUACUGUAUUAAUGUGGACGCCAUAACGCAUCAAUUGUAUUCGUUAAUAUACAAUAUGAAAAUCAGAUCAAACCAGUUCGCUUCUUCAGAGACACUUGCUUUGUAUUUUGAAGUGAUGUCUUUGUAAGAAUCCGAGCAAAAGUUUAACAAGGACAAUUGAAAAUUCGUUGUGACGACAAUAAGAGCUAAAAGUAGGUACAUAUAAAAAAAAUCAGAGAUUCAUAUUAGAAUCGACAUGGGAAUAAAGUGCCAAAUAAAUUUGUCCAAACUAUCAGAUGGUAUAUAUUCAGCUAGCGGUACUGUAUCUGGGAUCAUCCAGUAUACAGUCGAUGAAGUAACCGUUUUUGAUAAGAUAACCGUCUCUCUAAAAGGACACGGAACUUUAAUUGUGCACGAUCAGAGAGAUAACGCUAGUUACGAUAACUACUCAUUCACACGCAGGGAAACUUACAUUGAUGAAGAUAUUGUUACUAAAAACGAAAAGAAAACUCCACAUGAAAUUGGCACACAUGAAAAGAAAUUUCAUUUUAAACUUCCUGAUAAAUUACCUUCUUCUUUGUGUUAUUAUGGCACUAACACAAGAUUCAGAGUGAGAUGCAAUAUUAUAUACUACGUAAGAAUCAAGUUUGAAAAACCAGGGUUUUUACAGUUUGCCAAGCGAUUCAAAAGAGAGUUGACGGUGAAAUCCCAAAUAAAACCGACCCUGUUAACUCAGCCAGUUAUAUACGGGGAGCAAAAGAAAAUUUUCCAAUUAAUUCCAAGCAAAAACAGCAUUGUCAAUAUUAAAGCUAAUAUUAAGAAAUCUGUAGUAUCACCAGGUGGAACUAUCGACCUUGAAUAUGACGUGCGCAAUGAUACUACAAAUGUUACUGUAAAAGGAGUUGAAACAAAAUUAACAGAAAUUUACACAUUUACAACUUCGUGUGGAAGGGAAAUUAAGAUACAUCGCGCUGUGGACAGUACGGAGACGAAGACUGGCUCAAUAAAAAGCGAAGAAGAGAAACAUUUUGAUCUCAAUAUCAAUGUGCCUAUAGACAAAUUUUCACUGGGUCAUUCAAAUAUUGUGACCAGGAAUUACUUAGUCCAAAUAAUUGCUGAAUUACCUUUUCCCCAUACGAAUGUUGUACUUGAAAUACCUGUAGAAAUAUGUGAUGUCAUUCAAGAAACUGAGGUAGGUAUAGAUACUGUACAAGAAAUAGGUCUAAAUGCCAAUCAGGCAAGUCAAGGACCUUCAAGUCAUAAUCCUCCUCCCUCUUAUUGGGCUGCGAUGGGGGAAGAGUUGAAAACUGAAGAUUUAAAUAGCGAUACUAUAGUAUGAAAACACAACUCAUACUUCUAUUGACGAUAUUCUUUCCAUAAUUCUACCUGUAUUGUGCCUUGGAUAAGAUAGAUCUCCCGUUAACACUAUGAACAUAACAUUUUAUACUAGUUAGACGUUUUGUCAACUUGGUAUCAUUUUCACAUGUUUCGUUGUCUUUAUUUUGUCAUAUAAUGUAAUCAUUUUUAUUUAUUACAUUGUAAAUAUUGAUAACGUGUUUCUAAAUGCAGAAGAUAACGGAUAGUUAUGUUCUUUUCGUUUUUAUUAACAAACUUUUUCUCAAAUCGCGAGGUUUCUAUUACAAUUUUUAUGAUUUAAUAUCUAAAGAGGAAAUAACGGAACCCUUAAAAAAUCACUUGUGCAUCUGUCUAUCCCACCUACAUAGCAACUUUACUCUGAAACUACUCAACGAAUUUGAAAUUUAAUAAUCUAUGAACCAGACUGUUUAUAAUCUGAGAGCCUCGAGGCAGUACCCUUUCAAUAGUUACGUUAUAAGAUAUAUUUAGCGAAACGUUUUUUUUUUUCGUUUUUUUAUUUAAAUUCUCGUUGAGUUUAACAGAGAGAAAAAGCAACGACGGAAGUACAAAAUGUAAAUGAAAAAAGUAGACUGCUGACAGAAAUAAAAAAAUAGAAGGAGAAGAAUGAUUGAAACGACACGACACGACUUAUUUAAAACUAUUUUUGAAGAAAAGGUGAAAGGAAAUACAUUUCCUGGGAGACCGAGGAAGAACACGCAAGCCAACUGAAAGAGAAGGCAGGCGUCGUGUCGUAUCGAGACCUUAAAAGCAAAGCCGAGGAUAGAGAGGCGUGGCGUAUACUCCACCGACAAGAGCACAGCUCUUAAAGGGCACUGUGUGUGUAUGUAUAUGCAAUUGCAUAGCUUUUAAAUUUGAACAAUAGAACUAAAGACAAAUAUCUGUGAUUACAUGUUUACUUAAAUG